UCGCUCGCUUGCGUGCGUGUCUGUCUGCCGCCGUGCGCGCGUGUGUUCGCUCGUGCGCCGCCAUGCUCGCGCGCGCCAAGAGCGACGUGGGGCGCAUGGUGGACCACUCGCAGGCCGACGACCGGCGCCUCAUCCGCCUGGUGCGCGAGCGGCGCGUGCUGUACGCGCGCUGCACCAUGCCCGUCGCCAGCUACUACUCGCAGGUCAAGCAGCUGUGGAGCGACGUCGCCGCCGCCAUGGGCUGGACGGUGGCGGACGUGCGGCGCAAGUGGUCGCACAUCCGCAACUCGUACUCGCGGCACCUGCGCAACGAGAUGCACGGCGCCUGCACCAGCCGCGGCCGCAUGGUGUCGCGCUGGUACCUGGCCGACGAGCUGGAGUUCCUGCGCGAGCACAUGGCCACCGACAUCCGUAAGCCGACGCCGUACUCGUCGUUUUCCCCGACCAUGGUGGACAUGGACGUGCCGGAGCCGCCCGUGGAGGCCGUGGACGUGAAGCCGUUCCCCUGGUUCCUGGGCGCCACGCCGCCGUCCCCGAAGCCGGCCGAGGAGGCGCACUUCAAGCCGCCCUCCUUGGUCAACGAGGACAGCUCCAACUCCACAAACUUCGCGCCCGAAGAGAAUUCCUCGUUUUUUCAGUUCUUCCGAGGAAUUCACAACGACUACCAGGAGCUGCCGGUGCGCAAGCGGCGCCUGUUCAAGCGCAAGUGUCUGGACUUGCUGCACGCGCUGCUGGACGAGGAGGAGGGACAAGACGACGACCAGCGCUUCGGGUUCGUCGGCGCAGCGUCCUCCCCGCAGCCGGACGACAGCGUGCUGAACCUGUCCAACUCUGGCCACGUCAGCGAGGAGGACAGGAAGCCGGCCGUCGACGACUGCCUCAUCCUCCCCCACAGCGCUCCGGCACAGUCGUGAUCUGCGUGUGCUGAGGACGCUGGGAGACAAUGUGUGGUGUGAUCUGCGUGUCCAACUGUUGUGUUUUUGUAUAAUGAGAGCGGUACCAUACUCGUACUUAUGUUAUACGCGUCAUAAUCUUCGUCAAAUAAGUCAACUCGAGAGAUUCGAGUCAUAUGUUUUCUGUGGCAGUACACAAAGAUUUACAAGAUGGUGUUAACAGUAACAAUCGAAUUUGUUUUUUGUUUAUUGUCGCAAUGUUUGCGCAGAUAUCUAUGUAGACCGUUGGUUCCCAAAGUGGUCCACAGGAGUUGUUGGGAACUGAACGGAACGGAAAUUGUCAUAGUUAAAUAUCACAUUUUUUUGGGAUGCUAUUGUAGCUGCAGGGGGUCCACCGGAAUUAGCUAGAUUUUGAAAGUGGUCUAUGAGAAAAUAAACUUUGGGAACCUCUGAUGUAGACCAUCUUAUUCCAAUACAUAUUGUAUAAGCUUCUAAGCUAUUUUGUUGAUGCCCCUGUCGCAGGCUGGCGCAAGUUCCUACAGUAGACUGUACUUAUUAGUGUAAAUAUUUUAGUGAAUGCUAUUAUAUUAGUGAAGCGAGAGAUGGCAGCGCAGUGCGAGGGGCGAGGGUACGUAUAACUCGUGCGCAUUAACUUAACACUGGCUACCAAACACAACCGAACCAUCACAGUAUACACAUCAUUCGAGCCAGAUGUCAAAUUAUACCGCACGAGCUGUAUGUUAAAAAAUAUGCAUGUCAAAGUUCGUACUGAAAUAGGGGUUUUUGGAUUUUUUUGUUUAUGAAAAUAUACCUACUGUUAAUUUUCACAAUUUCAUUUUAUUGGUGACUUUGACAUUUAUGUAAAUUUUCGGCAUUUUGGGAACUUAUGCAACUUAUGGAACCCCUACAGUUAUUUGGUUUGCCUGAAGACGGGAGAUGGUUAGGAUCCUCAUCAUCAUCAUUAACAAUAAAUAUUCGGCUCACUGCUGAGCUCGAGUCUCGUCUCAGAAUGAGAGGGGUUAGGCCAAUAGUCCACCACGCUGAUUGGCAGACUUCACACACGUAGAGAAUUAAGACAAUUCUCUGGUAUGCAGGUUUCCUCACGAUGUUUUUCCUUAUGGUUAAUGAUACCCGCCAAAAAUCUGGCCUAUGUUUUGUAAAAUUGUGCCGCCCGCCGCCUGCCGCACGACGCGUCUGUCGCGGCAUACAGUUUCCAUGCGUCCGUGACUGUCGCGUGUCGCAUCACGUUAUCAGUCAGGUCAUGAUCGCUCGGACGUCAAACGCGGUCUCUGCUCAAACGCGCGUUGUGUCGCGACCGACGACUGUCGCGGUCAUAGCGCGUGUGCACCUUGAGCGCAGUAUUGGCUGUAUGUAGUUGUGUGUAUAUACGUAUAUGACUUGAGAUGGGUAGGUAAUAAUUGAGAUAAAAUAAUUAAAUUAUUUUGAGAAUG
Molecule: messenger RNA, 2344 nt
Organism: Bicyclus anynana (squinting bush brown)
Lineage: Eukaryota; Metazoa; Arthropoda; Insecta; Lepidoptera; Nymphalidae
Exons: 4
Coding region: 63-914 (283 amino acids)
Biological process (GO): regulation of transcription by RNA polymerase II
Cellular component (GO): transcription regulator complex; nucleus
Source: RefSeq, a predicted model, not a curated record